AUGCGACCUCUAGCAUCUAUCGCAGAACUGAGGCAAUUCUUCGUAGGGAAAGACAUCUCAGAUGUUCCUAAGCCAGCUGUGGUGCUCGACGUCAAUGUUGUACAACGCAAUUGCGCAGCCAUGCUACGGACAAUGAAGGCGCUGAAAGUCGGAUUUCGAGCACAUGUCAAAUCUCACAAGGUCCCCCAAAUAGCCCGCCUGCAAGUCGGUGAAGGUGACGACGAGGUCAAAUUUGUCACAUCGACCGUCCUCGAGAUAGAGAUACUGCUACCUCUUCUCAAGGAAUAUAAGUCAGACGGCCGCAGAGUAAAUGUUCUCUACGGCGUUCCUCUCGUACCAUCACAGGUACUUCGUCUUGCGGCCAUUGCUUCAGAACUGGGUGAAGACAGUAUCUCGGUCAUGAUCGAUCACCCAGACCAACUUCCUUGCCUACAAGAGUUCUACAACACUACCGGCUUCCCAGCAUGUAUCUUCGUCAAGGUUGAUGCUGGCUACCAUCGUGCUGGGUUACCCCCAGCCAUGCUGAAUAAGGGCGGCCUCUUGCAGAAGCUCGCUGAAGCCGAAGAAUCUGGGGUUGCACGAUUGCUGGGUCUCUACUCGCACAGCAGUCUUAGUUAUUCUGGAAACAGUCCUAACGAAGCCAUGGCCCAUCUCUCGAGAGAAAUUACUGCGUGUCGGGAUGCCUUGCUCAACAACAUGGAAUUCCUACACCCUGGACGAAAGAUCACGAUCAGCGUUGGAGCCACGCCGCAGGUCGUUUCAUCUCAAGAUCUCCUCAAUCCGACCUCUUCAAGUCAGCAGGCACGCAGCCUCAAAGCACUCCUCGCCAAUCCUUGUGGCGCAAACAGCAAAUAUGACAUCCACCUUGAAUUGCACGCUGGGGUCUAUCCUAUCUUAGACAUGCAGCAGGUUGCCACUAGGGCACGUUCGGGAAUGAACGGGGCGGAGACUGAGAUAGCCAUCUCCGUCGUUGCAGAGGUAGCCAGCACUUAUACUGCGGCUGAACGCGGCCAGCCAGAAGCGCUCGUUGCGGUAGGUACACUUGGCUUGGGUCGCGAACCAUGCCAGGGAGACCUUGGCUGGGGUUUAGUAGGAUCGUGGCGGCGGGAGACCGCGCCUGCACAACUGAUUGUCAAUCGCAUUAGUCAAGAGCAUUCCAUUAUCUCAUGGGCUGCUUACGAUGAGUCCCGGGAUGCAGACAUUCCUGUCCGGGUUGGACAGACCGUCAGGAUCUAUCCCAAUCAUGCCUGUGUCACUGGAGCCAUGUACGGCUGGUAUCUCGUGGUCGAUUCAGAAGUGGAUUCCGAAUCGGCCAAGAUUGUGGAAGUUUGGGUUAGACCAUCAGGGUGGUGA
This is a messenger RNA of Aureobasidium namibiae CBS 147.97, 1353 nucleotides long. RefSeq lists its product as uncharacterized. The record is from RefSeq and is a predicted model, not a curated record. The coding region runs from base 1 to 1353 and encodes 450 amino acids. Lineage: Eukaryota; Fungi; Ascomycota; Dothideomycetes; Dothideales; Saccotheciaceae. The transcript has 2 exons. Gene Ontology annotation, molecular function: D-serine ammonia-lyase activity. Gene Ontology annotation, biological process: D-serine catabolic process.